This is a messenger RNA of Oikopleura dioica, 1509 nucleotides long. NCBI's taxonomy places the organism in Eukaryota, Metazoa, Chordata, Appendicularia, Copelata, Oikopleuridae. The record is from the annotation of a GenBank genome assembly.
AUGAGCUUAGAGACAAAGUGGAGUGUGCCAGAGAAGCCAACUUUUGAUAUCCUGGCGUUUGGGCACAGUAAUUCAUGUAAAUCAACUAUCGGUCACCUCAUUUACGAAUGUGGUGGUAUAGAUGGCCGAGCUUUUGAGAGAGUCAAAAAUAGGGAAAAAGCAGCAGAGAAAAAGGGAUCUGUUGACUAUGCAAAGCUCCUCGACAAACUGAUUGUCGAGAAAGGAAAUACUAUGAGCGGAAAUAAAGAUAUUUGGAAAUUUCAGACGAACACGUAUGAUCUCAAUAUCAUUGACGCCUCCGACGAGCAUGAUAACAUCGAAAAAAUGAUCCUUGGCGCUAGCAAGAUCCAAUGUGCUCUCCUUAUCCUUUCUGCUAAGACCGAGGAAUACGAAGCAAGUUUCUCAAAGGACGGUCGGAUUCGAGAACACUUUCGUCUUGUCAGUUAUCUUCUCAAUGGCAUCGACUUUAUCGUUUGUGUUGACGACAUGGAAUCUUCUUCAAAUUCGUUAUAUAGCGAGAAAAAAUUCAACGAAAUCACCGCGGAAAUUUGCAAAUAUUUCGAGCAGAUCGACAUCGACCCUGAAGCUGUUCCCUUUAUCCCUAUCUCAUCAUUGCACGGUGACAACAUCGUUGAGCCUUCAGCAAACAUGACCUGGUUCAAAGGAUGGAAUAAGAAGGUCGAAGAAGGCACGUUCUCCGGAAAAACGCUGAUUGAAGCGCUAGACAGGAUUAUCCAUCCCAAACGAGUAGCUCCCCUUACAACUAUAAAAUCACUUCCAAAGCCACUACGACUUCCUGUUUAUAACGUUUUGUAUCACAACGGUCAAUAUCUUAUUCUCGGUCGAGUCGAGACAGGUGUUAUCAGGGUUGGUAUGGACGUUUCCUUCUGUCCCCUCAAGCUCAAAGGAGAAGUUAAAUCGAUACACUUGAUUAAUUGGGGUUCUUGGCCCGAGUCGAUGUCUUCUAGACAGGUUUCUGAAGCCUCCAUCGGUGACACUGUUGGAUUCACCCUCAAAGAUACUCUUGUUAGAGUAUCAAUGAAGCCUUCAGAAGGUUUCGUCUCCAUCAAAGAAAUUCAAAGAGGCAGCGUUGUCUCUGACUCCAAUUACCCUGCCAAGGAGGCGAAAAUUUUUAAAGCUGAAGUUCUAAUCACAAAUCACCCAACUCGUAUCACUCGCGGCUUCUCUCCUAGAUUACAAUGUUUCAAUCAGUACAUUACUUGCGAGUUCACAAAACUCAUAGCGAAAAAAGAUAAAAGGUCAGAUAAAUCGCUUGAGAACUAUCCUGAAAUGCUACGAAGCGGUGAUUUUGCUCUUGUCGAGAUUACUCCAACUGAGCCAGUUUGUGUUGAGCCCUUCAAGGAUUAUCCAGGCUUAGGAAGAUUCGCCAUUACAGAUAUAGUUAUGAAACAGACCGUUGGCGUCGGUGUCAUCAUGGAGGUUGAAAAAUAUGAAGAAAAGGAAACCGACAAUGACUACAAGUCGGAAAAAAUAAAGAAUGAAAAAUGA